Messenger RNA from Sinocyclocheilus rhinocerous, 2352 nucleotides. Its product is annotated as NAD-dependent protein deacetylase sirtuin-7-like. Gene Ontology annotation, cellular component: nucleus; chromatin. Gene Ontology annotation, molecular function: histone H3K18 deacetylase activity, NAD-dependent; NAD+ binding. The record is from RefSeq and is a predicted model, not a curated record. NCBI's taxonomy places the organism in Eukaryota, Metazoa, Chordata, Actinopteri, Cypriniformes, Cyprinidae. The transcript has 11 exons. The coding region runs from base 45 to 1262 and encodes 405 amino acids.
CGUUUUGCCUCGCGAGAGCGGCUUCAUCACUGGCGAGAUCCAGCAUGGACGUGAACACAAACAGCGGCUGCUCUGCGCGAGCCGAAAGAAAACAGCAAGAAAAGGCGAGAAUAAUCCAGCGAGAGAAACAACGACAGACGGUGAAGACGGUCUCCAGGCUCCUCCAGAAGGCCGAGGCGGAGCGGACGCCGGAGGACAGGGCUCUGCUGCAGGAGCAUCGGGACACGGUGCAGGAGCUGAGCCGCAGACACAGCCGCAGAGCCCUGCUCAAGAGGAAGCAGGAGGAGGUGUUUGAUGAUGCUGAGAGCCUGAAGGCUAAAGUGAGGCAGAUGGCGGAGGCGCUGCAGCAGGCCAAGCAUGUGGUCAUCUACACCGGAGCAGGAAUCAGUACUGCCGCCUCUAUCCCAGACUAUCGGGGGCCCAAUGGCGUGUGGACUCAGCUGCAGAAGGGCCGAUCUGUGAGUGCAUCAGAUCUGAGUCGAGCUGAGCCCACUCUCACACACAUGUGCAUCUGGAUGCUACACAAAGUCAAGAUGGUUCAGCAUGUGGUCUCACAGAACUGUGAUGGUCUUCACCUGCGCAGUGGUUUGCCCAGACAUGCUCUCUCUGAACUCCACGGAAACAUGUUCAUCGAGGUGUGUGAUUCCUGCUCUCCAGCACGAGAGUUUAUCCGGCUGUUUGACGUGACGGAGCGCACGGCUCUGCACAGACACGGGACGGGCCGCCUGUGUCCUCACUGCAGAGCGCAGCUCAGAGACACUAUAGUUCACUUCGGUGAGCGUGGCACUCUGGAGCAGCCGCUCAACUGGAAGGGGGCCGCUGAGGCGGCAGAACAGGCUGACCUCAUCCUGUGUUUGGGCUCCAGUUUGAAGGUGUUGAAGAAAUACUCGUGCUUGUGGUGCAUGAACAGACCCGCCAACAAAAGACCAAAGCUGUACAUUGUAAAUCUACAGUGGACACCGAAAGAUACCUUGGCCACUCUGAAAAUUCAUGGGAAGUGUGAUGCUAUGAUGGGUCUUCUGAUGGAGGAGCUGGGUUUGGGAACUCCAGUUUACAACAGAUCACAAGACCCCAUCUUCAGCUUGGCUAAACCACUCAGUCCACAGGAGCAGAAGAGCCACACUCGUGAAGAGAUAGCGCCACCUGCUGCUCUGGAGGACGCUUCGCCAGACACACAGGCUCAGGGUGAAGCUACAGCGGUUCAAGGCGGCUGGUUUGGAAGGGGAUACACCAAAGCAAGGAGGAAAAAGAAGACUGUGUAGUUUCUAAAGCAUGACAUGCCCCGCUGCUCAGUUGGGUUAGGACUGUGCUCUUUCCCAUCACACUCACUGCUUGAAUACAUGUUUCUGAUUGGCCAUUACUGAUGAAUGUGAGAUUGCUUUUAUCUGAAAAGAUAUAGCUGUUUUCCUCUGAAAAUAACUUGUUGCAGAGUAAGCAGGUUUACAUGAUGGUUUGGCUUUGCUAAGUGCACUUUACUUCCAAUCUCAGGUUUAUAGAAUAAGCAGUAUAUGAUUCUUAUGACCGCAGUUUUAUGAGAACAGGCUGACAUUUGUUGCUGUUGUUGUUUUUUCACCUAAAAUUUAAAAUGGUCAUUUACACUCAUGUUGUUCCAAAAAUAAAAGAUAAAAACAGAUGGAAGUGAAUAUAGACAGACAGACAGAAUGGAACUGUUGCUGUAAAGAACAGCGUGAACGUUCCGCUACACUUCCUUGAAUGUGACACAAUGUAAUGUGUUUAGAAAAACAUGUGGAUGCGUAAUUGACAGCUCAUUGUUUGUGUUAGACUUUAGAUUAUAGUUGUUUACAUGAAGUCAGUGUUACUGGAUUGAGUAAAAAUGAAUGCUUUAUUUCAGUCCACUAUUAAAAGAAUGAAUGAAUUUGAUCAAUUUAAUUAAUUAGAUAUACAGAUCCUCAACCAAAUAAUAGAAUGUGUAUAUAUUUCAAUCAACUGAAUUAUGUUGACCCUUAAUAUGGUGCUAUAACUGAUUAGUACCAGGAUUUACAUUUGAACCUUCCCUGUUUAAAUACAGGAUUUUAUCUCUACAUAAGCAGCAAGAAAACCCUCACAUGUGGACUUUAUUAUAACUGUAAGAACUUGAACUGAGAUCAGUGUUUGGAUGCUGUAAGUGCCAUUACUUCUACGUCUUUGAUUUUGUAUUAAUCACUAUGUUCGCUUCGUCUCAGUUUACACGGGCAUUUUAUUUCAGACGUGUGGAUUUCUAUGUACUACUGUAAAGAAAGCUUGAGUAUUUGAAGAUUUACAUGAUAUACUUGUAUUGAAAAUAAAUGAAAAUGUUUCAACAUCUGCCACAAUAAUACACUGCCAUCACUUCUUCAAACAUACAUGAUUCAU